CAACGUAACUCCAGCAGCUAGAACAUACAGCUGUGUACAGCAUUUGAGCUGCUGUGCCGUUUUACUGUCUGGGGACCAAAAAUGAAUGUUAAGUUGAAAAUUCGUACAUAAUCAGUGUUGUUGUUAUACGGAACCGUACAGUAUUAAAAAAUGGCAGCCAUACUUGAAGCCAUCGCCGGGCUAACAUACAAAAUACAGGAACAAUAUUACAAAUUAACCACUAGAAAUACCCAGUAUGAAGAAUUUGAACUACCAAAACAAGGAGCUGAUGGUGCUGAAGGUUUCUCCGGUAAAGGUGGUAUGGACAGUCCCGAUUCAUUACCAUCCCCAGAACGGCCGCCACUUCGACAUAUUGAUAAAUACAUAAAACCUGAAUGUCCAUGUCUUUCAAAACGAUAUACGGUAGCCAUAUUAACAUGUUUAGGAUUUAUUAUAUCAUUUGGAAUGAGGUGUAACAUGGGAAUGGCAAAAUUACAGCUAGAACAUGGAGCUGUACGUUUCAAUUGGACGGUGGGAGUAGAGAGUGCUGUUGAUUCAUCAUUUUUUUGGGGUUAUUUGGUAACACAAGUUCCUGGUGGUUUUCUUGCUUCCGCAUAUCCAGCCAAUCGUAUAUUUGGUACUGCCAUUGCGUGUUCUUCAUUUCUAAAUUUACUUGUACCUGGUGCAAUGGCUCUAAGUCCUACAGCGGUUAUCUGUGUUCGAAUACUACAAGGGCUUGUUGAGGGUGUAACAUAUCCAGCAUGUCAUGGUAUAUGGCGAUUUUGGGCACCACCAUUAGAACGUUCACGUUUGGCAACACUUGCAUUUUGUGGAUCAUAUGCUGGAGUUGUACUUGGUAUGCCUUUAUCUGGUAUACUAUCUGGUUGGAUUAGUUGGCGUGCCGCAUUUUAUUUUUAUGGUGUUUUUGGUAUAAUUUGGUACAUAUUUUGGUUAUGGUUAACAUUCGAAACACCAGCGAAACAUCCGAGUAUAUCUGCUAGAGAGUUAGUUUAUAUUGAACAAUCUAUAGGCUCUUCUGUGAAUGUUGCAAUGCCAACAAUUUCAACAUGUCCUUGGAAAUGUUUUUUCACAUCAAUGCCAGUGUAUGCAAUUAUUGUGGCGAACUUUUGUCGUUCAUGGAAUUUUUAUUUAUUAGUAUUAUUUCAAGCUGCAUAUUUACAACAUAGUUUUAAGUUAGAAAUUGAAGAAACCGGUAUAAUUGGUGCGUUACCUCAUUUACUAAUGACGAUUAUUGUACCUUCUGGUGGUUUAUUAGCCGAUUAUUUACGAAAAAAUGGUAUACUUUCAACAACAAAUGUACGAAAAAUUUUCAACUGCGGUGGUUUUGGUAUGGAAGCUAUAUUUUUCAUUGUCGUUGCGUACUCAAAAACAGCGUUUGCUGCAACAACUGCAUUAACAUUUGGUGUGGCAUUUAGUGGUUUUGCAAUAUCUGGAUUUAAUGUAAAUCAUUUAGAUAUUGCACCGCGUUAUGCCAGUAUCCUGAUGGGUAUGUCCAAUGGGAUUGGAACUGUUGCGGGAUUAAUAUGUCCAAUUGUUAUUGACCAUAUAACCAAAGAAAAUAGAAUCGAAGAUUGGAAAACAGUAUUUCUAAUGGCUGCCUGUGUUCAUUUCUUUGGUGUAACAUUCUAUGCGAUAUUUGCAUCCGGAGAGUUGCAAAGUUGGGCUGAACCAACCGAAGAAGAGAAACGACAAUGGAAUAUGACAACACCUCAAACGGAAAGUCGAAAAUCCAUACCGACGGAAGCAGAACAUCAAUUUAGUACAAAAGCUGUAAAUUAUGGUGCCGUAGAACAACAAACAGGUCAUCCGUUUGCGUAUGCUAAUCACGUAACCGAAGAAAAUAUUCAACCUGAACCGCAUGACCCUUAUUUACAUGGAACUGUCGAUGAUCGAACUUAUUAGUUUUCAUUUCUUUUUAUUUAUAGACAUAUCAAUUCACAAGAUAGUAAAAUGGACAUGGCACAAAUAAAACUCAUAUUAUUGAAAUACACAUUCAAGUUCAACACGUCAUUGUAUAAAUAUAUGAUCCUAUAUUAAAAGUAGUUCACGAUCUUAUAAUACAGUGCGUUCAUUUUAAAAGUAUCCACCCUUAAUUACUCUUGACCAGAUGUGAUUAUUGUUUUGGGUGAAAACAUGUCGAUUUAGAUAUUGAGGGGGAAGUUCAAAAUUGGUACCCACAAAAAUGUAGGUAUCAUCCCUUCAACCCUACCCACCCCUACUUUGAAAUUUAAAAUAUCACUCCCUUGCCUUGUGAUACCUCAUUUGAAAAGGCAUACACUUCUUUCUUCAACCAUGGUAAAAAAAUGAAAUCGAUCGAUUGGUUUUUAAGAUAAACUACACAGAAGAAAGAAGGUAUGCAUUCCAUCUUCUGUGCAGUCUGUUUUAAGAACCAAUCAAUCAAUUUUUUUAUCAUGGUUGAAUAGAGAAUUUUAUGCUCUUUGAAAUGAGGUAUAACAAAUAAGGGGGUGCCAUUUGAAAUUUCAAAUUUGGGGUAGUUAAGGGCGAAGGCAUGAAACCUAAAAUUCUCUAAGUAUUAUUACUUCCGCUUCGAUAUAAAAUCGACGUGUGACUCAAAACAAUCAUCACAUCCGAUCAAGAGUUUUUAAUGGUGGAUACUUUUGAAAUGAACACACUGUAUAAUACAAAUCUUGUUUAAUGAAUUUGUUUAGCUAGUUUAAAUCAAAGGAAAUACCUUCAUUUUUAGAAAUUAUUUUAUUUUUCUUAACAUCAUGGUCCUUUAAUAAAAUUAAUAAAUAAAAAAUUAUUUAGAACAACUCAAAUGGUCUGAAGCUCACACAAUUGUCAAUAAUGAAUUAAUGAUGUUAUUAAAUCACCAGUAAAUUGAUUUUAAAAUAAUUUAGAAAUGGUUUCAGAUCUUUUUACUUUAUCAAUCACUUUUCCCAGAAUACUCAGUGGCAUAGAUGUUGCUUUAAAGGAAGUACUUAAUAAAGAAAGUAACUAUACUUAAAGUAUAUAACUUCCGUACAAAAUCAUAGUUUUCUAAUGAAAUUCUUUAACUUGAAUCCUUAAACUUGGUUUAAACUUUCAUCGGAUCUCGACUUCCAUCGGAUAUUAGGUACUUCCAUCGGGUCUCGAUAUAUUAGUCACCGUCAUUGAAAUCAAGGCGCCAACUCCCAAAUACAAUUCCCUAUUUCCUUCCUUCCUUUCUGGAAUCGUUUGAGAAAAAACUAACUAUUUUUGAAAUAUACCACCACUUCUCCAAAAGUGUUACAGAAAAUAAAUGAAACAAAUAAUUUAAUUAAUUAAACGACCAAGUCUUAAUUUAAAAGCAACUUUAUUUGAGAAUCAUAAACUGAACUAAGAUUACUAGGACUACCUUCGACAGAUUUCGACACGAUACAAAAAUUAAUAAUCUAGUCAUCAUAUAUGAAUUUAUUUCUACUUAAGAAUUCAAAUGCAUUGGAUCAAAUAUUUAAAGCUAAUAAGCGCACAUUUACUCAGUCAAUUUAAAUAAACAAAAACGAAUACACAAAAAAACACAAUGCAAAAUGUAUGUCGGUGCUUCAUUAAUACAUAAUACAAAAAAUUACGGCGUGUUGAACCUGAAUAUUAAACUAAACAAUAAUUAAUUACUAUAUGAG
Molecule: messenger RNA, 3602 nt
Organism: Chrysoperla carnea
Lineage: Eukaryota; Metazoa; Arthropoda; Insecta; Neuroptera; Chrysopidae
Product: vesicular glutamate transporter 1-like
Exons: 8
Coding region: 151-1902 (583 amino acids)
Biological process (GO): regulation of synapse structure or activity; monoatomic anion transport; neurotransmitter loading into synaptic vesicle
Cellular component (GO): synaptic vesicle membrane; excitatory synapse
Molecular function (GO): neurotransmitter transmembrane transporter activity; L-glutamate transmembrane transporter activity
Source: RefSeq, a predicted model, not a curated record